CCUUGAGUUCCACUGGCUUCAACCAAGAGCCCCUUGUUCCAAGACAAGAUAAUAUCAUCAGAGAAACAGUCAGCAGACCAGGCCUCCCUUAUGCCAGCUCGAGCUGAGGCUUCAUUUUGCUGGGGUUACUCGGCUCCGUUAUCCGCUCCAGGAGUUAUCCUCUCCAGGACUCGUUCUUAACCUCUCCUGAGCCAGUGCCCGAGUGCUCUCUCUGGGCCUCUGUUUGAGUCCGGUCUCCAGGCAACAGGGGAUGUCCACUCAAUGUACCGGAGUUGUUGGCCUGCCUCAUUUUUCAUCUGGGAUUUUCUGCUGCUGGGGAAGAGGUACCUUUCUCUCUCUCUUUGAGAGUCACUGUUGACUUUUGGAGACUUCUUAAAGAUCAGGUGGCUUUCUAGAGGAUGACCAUAGAAGACCUUCCAGAUCUUUCUUCAGAAGGAAGUUCUUUGAUUGGAAGAUACCCAUUUUUAUUUUCAAGUUCAGACACCCCAGUUAUCUUUUCCGUUUCUGCAGCACCAAUGCCUUCAGACUGUGAAUUUUCUUUUUUUGAUCCCAAUGAUGCAUCCUGUCAAGAAAUCCUUUUUGAUCCUAAAACAUCAGUAUCUGAAUUAUUUGCCAUUUUAAGACAAUGGGUUCCCCAAGUCCAACAGAACAUUGACAUUAUUGGGAAUGAGAUUAUCAAAAGAGGUUGUAAUGUAAAUGAUAGAGAUGGACUAACUGAUAUGACUCUUCUCCAUUAUACCUGCAAAUCUGGAGCUACUGGUAUCGGUGAUGUUGAAACAGCUGUAAAAUUUGCCUCUUAUUUGAUUGAAUUGGGGGCAGAUGUCAGCUUGAGAAGUCGCUGGACAAACAUGAAUGCUUUACAUUAUGCUGCUUACUUUGAUGUCCCAGAACUUAUAAAUCUGAUUUUGAAGGCAUCAAAACCAAAAGAUGUGGAUGCUACAUGCAGUGACUUUUCUUUUGGAACACCUCUGCAUAUUGCAGCGUUUAACUUGUGCACGGGGGCUGUGAAGUGUUUACUGGAACAUGGAGCAAAUCCUGCCUUUAGGAAUGAUAAAGGACAGACCCCUGCUGAUGUUGUUCCAGACCCAGUCGAUAUGCCAUUAGAGAUGGCAGAUGCAGCUGCCAGUGCUAAACAAGUCAAGCAAAUGCUGCUGGAUGCCAUCCCUUUGUCAUGUGAUGUCUCAAAAGCUGUGCUUCCAAAUUAUGAUUCUACAGCUGGCAAAACCACACUCGCAUCAUUGGGCCUGAAGUUGGGAGACCGUGUGGUCAUUGCAGGACAGAAGGUUGGAAUAUUAAGAUUUUGUGGUACAACUGAAUUUGCCAGUGGUCAAUGGGCAGGCAUUGAGUUGAGUGAACCAGAAGGAAAAAAUAAUGGAAGUGUUGGAAAAGUCCAGUACUUUAAAUGCCCUCCCAAAUAUGGUAUUUUUGCACCUCUUUCAAAGAUAACCAAAGCUACAGACCGAAAGAAGAUUGUAGCAAGAACACCAUCUACACGUGCUACAGCUUCCAUCAAGUCUCAGAAAAUUGAUGUCACUCAUGUAACUUCAAAAGUAAACACUGGGUUAACAACAUCAAAAAAAGAAGGUGGUUCAGAAUCAACACCUCUGUUGUCUCCUGGUGAAGGACUGAAAACUGUACCUGGGAAGGAAGCUGCCCCACCUGUUUCUACGAGUUCUUCCUCUUCUGUAUCCUCUCUGGACAACAAACAGAAUCACCCCAAGAAAUUGAAUCCAGCUAACAGUAAUAAGGAGGCAGCGAUGAAAAGUUCUUCCAUUUCAUCAAGAGCCAGUGCUGGGUCUACUACUUCAGUUACAUCUGCAGGAAAUAAACGGGAUGAAGAAAUUCAUGUUGGAGACCGAGUACUGGUGGUAGGCCAGAGGACUGGCACAGUCAGGUUCCUUGGAACAACAAACUUUGCACCAGGAGUUUGGUGUGGCAUCGAGCUUGAAAAGCCCUAUGGCAAGAAUGAUGGUUCCGUUGGAGGUGUGCAGUACUUUACUUGUCAACCAAGAUAUGGAAUAUUUGCUCCCCCAAACAGGGUGCAGAGACUAAAAGAUACUCUUUCAGAGAAUGUAUCAAGUAAACGAAAUCAUCAAGGGCCAGGUUUUAGGCGAAGUUUCAGUACAAAUUCUGCAUCUUCUCAAAAAGAGAUAAAUAGAAGAAAUGCUUCUGAAAAAUCCAAAAGUGCUUUAUUCCGUCGAAGCUGGAGCAGCACUCCAUCUGCUGGGGGUGUGGAAGGGCCUGUUAAGCUGUACCAGGGCUCCCAGGUCCUCCUGACCAGCUCUAACGAGAUGGCCAUCAUUAGGUACGUGGGCCCCACUGACUUCGCUCCAGGCACCUGGCUUGGACUGGAACUCAAAGGCGCCCGGGGAAAGAAUGAUGGCUCCGUUGGGGACAAGCGCUAUUUCACCUGUAAGCCAAAUCACGGCGUUCUGGUUCGGCCAAGCAGAGUCACCUAUCGGGGGAUCAAUGGAUCCAAGCUGGUGGAUGAGGACUGUUGACCUCGAGAGGGGCAGGACUGGGGAGCCGGCUGUACAGCGUGCAGGGGAAAUGGCCCACACUGCCUGGCCAUUCAGUACGUGUGGGUAACAUGCCUCUCUUUAGAGUGACAUUAAGGCCAUUUACAGAUUAACCUUUAAACAAAAAGAAUAGGAAGUUUUUAAGAAUCAUGACUCUCAAGAUCAUUUUAAGAUAGUUUAUUUUUUAAAGCUUUUAGACCCGAGGAUGGUCCUAGAAUGUCAGAAAAUUGUACCAUUAGGAGACCAACAAACAUAUUCUGUUGCUUGUUCUGUCUUACUUUGUUGUAUACCAUUGGAUUCUUGUUUUUCAAAGCAUUGGCUGCAUUUUACUUUGUUUUCCUUUAGCUGUCUAAAGUGUCUUGGGAAUCAUUAUUUCUGUCUGCAUGUUGUCCUAUCAGAGCUACACAACGGCCCUAGGUGACUGAUCCUAAAAACACCCACUUCAAACGUGUAGUCUAGAAUUUUAGACUCGAAAAGACCUCAUGAUUUAUCUAGUCUGGAUCUAGUUUAUGGAUGAAGAAACUGAGGUGCAAGAACAUGAAGUGAUUUCCCACUGGUGCAGACCUCCUGACACCCAGCCUUGUGCCAUCUGCACCCUACAUGCUACAGGGAUCCUCAGCAUUCUUCUGAAUCACUUAUCAAGGAUUGCUGACAAAGCGCCAUUCAGAGUCAGCUCCCAUAUUCAAUACCACCUUAUUGCUGCAUAAAGACCACAUUUAGAAGAAGCACUUUUAAAACUUGAUGCACUUUCAUCUCCAUGGAAAUCUCCUCACUGCAUCUUGAAACCCUUUGCCAAUUUUUCUUGCUGGCUAUAAAGAAAUAGCUUAAAACAUGCACUUAAAAGCAAGGUGUAGAUUGAGACAUCCUAGACAGGAAAUAGUCAUGUAAAUAGCUCACAUAUAGAAUGUAGUGUGGUUUAUCACACACUUUUACUUGCUCAUAAAUAGAAAAAAAAUAUUACACAGAGAGCUGAGGUCUGCGUGGUACACAUUCAAUUCAAGUAUUUAUUUCUUUUUGGGGUGUUACUUCUAAGGUGGCCAUGACAUUUGCCUUAGUUGGUUUCAGAUUUUUCCCAACUGUUGAGCUUUGGCUAAAUGUUACACAAAUUUGACAGGGGAGCCCACUUUUAUUCUGCAACUUGUGCCCAUCUUCAAGAUUAAGCUUUGUAACAGAAUAACAUUGUAAUGAAUUUGUGUUAUGUCUGUCUGGAUGUUUCUGUCCCAUAAAUGUAAAAGAUUUAUAUUUUAUUGUAGAUAUUUAGAUUUGAAGAGACUAUAGAAAUAGUAAAACAGUUCACUUUAUAAGAUUUAAAAUUAUCCUUAACAAUGGAACUGCCUUUGCACUUAGAAAGAAAUAACAUGUUCAGAUAUUUUGCAAUAUACUAUUUUUAAACUGAAUUCUGCUGCUCUGCUGCUCUUUUGGAAAAAAAAAUAAAUGUGGUCUUUCAAACACUGCUAGACCUAUUUUCCUGAAAUACAUUUGCAAAAUAAGGCUGUAAUACACUGCCUUUUAAUCAAGGAAUAUUUUUACUGACUAAAGAAAAUGAAUGUACUGUGAUUUUGAAUGUAAACUUAUUUUAUUAUACCGUUUCCAAAAAACUCUGUUUAUUUAUACCUUGAGAUGUAUGUGGAUACACAGAACUUUUACAAAGUCUAAAAUGUUUCCUGUUGUACAUCAGAGCCCUAUAAAUUAAAAUGUGUUAUAUUAAUGUUGACAAUGAUUUGCUUUUAGGGAAACCAUAAACUACCAUUUUUCCUCUCUUGCAACCUUUAUUUUCUUUCAUGCAUAUAUUAUGUGAAUAGAGAACAUCUAUUAAAUUCAUACAAAUUUAUACAUUCAUGCAUAAAUACAUGAAAAGAUUUUUUUCAUCUUUAGCUUAUUAAAUGUCAGUCUACUCAUACUGAAUUGUAGCUUCUUGAGCAUAAAUAAAAUGGGAAACCAUUGUGUUUUGGAAUGGUGUCUCAUGAUGGACUCUUUCUAUUAUUCUUUUCUUCUCCUUAACCCAUAUCAUUAGAGUAUACCAUCACUUUCUUUUAAAAACAAAACAUUUUAUAAAGAAUUUGGGGUUGUUGUCUCUACUAACUAGACUGUUCCUGUGUGCUUGACUCUUCUCAUAAAUACUCUUCAAAAAUAAGUUUGUUUUCUUUAAUACAGCAAGGUUGGUUAAACAAACCACCCACUGUGGAAAGUGUUUUAAUAGGUAGGUUGUUAUUUCACAAAUUCUUGCUAGAAACACAGAAGGUUGUCUUUUUGCUUCUUUUAUACACAUGCAAAGAAAAUGGUUUCAUUUAUCAGUGUUCAAAAUUUACAUGGAAAAGCUCAAACACACAUGGUCCUAUCAGACUGAUGACUACAUUUUUAUAUUUUAUUUCACAUUUUUGUGAUCCACCUUGGUGGUAAACUUCCUGAUGGGUGGUGCAGUGUCUUACUGUAUCCUUGCAUCUCUCCCAUUACCUUGAGCAUUAUGUCAUUAUCACUGUCGUUAAGUGCCUACCUCAUAGUAGGCUCUUAAUCAAUGGAGGUUGAAUGAAUGAAUAUUUUGCAGGCAAUUCCUUUACUGAAGUUAUGCUUUGAUGCUUCAUUGUGGCCUGGAACUCAAAAGCAUUUUCUUUACAGUGUUAGCUAGCUCUGUUAACUAGCUCAAGUCCUGUUGAAACUUGAAAGACUUUGACAAUGGACCCAGUAUCCAUUUGUCGUUCAGUAGACUAGGAGCAGCUCAGGCAAGUUGGGGAGGUUUGUCAUCAGGCUAAGCAGAAAGUGAUGUUCUUCUGGGUCCAUAGCAGUCAUUCAAGGAUACCUGUGAAACAGCUGAGAGCUUCUGAUCUAUAACUAGGUUUAAUAAUCUUAUUGCUCAAUUCAGAGUUCUUUAAAGUGUGAAGUUUUUAGAAAGGUUAUAGAAGUGCCAAAGAUCUAGAUAAAGAUAACCAGUCCAUUUGAUGUAAACAUAAACAUUGUGAUAUGGGCCCUUAAAAUUAAUAUUAAAAAAAUUGUACUGGCAAGUACUGUGCAGAUUGUUUUAAACUAGUAUAAACUAAGAUGAUCAUCCAUAAAUCUAGAACAAAAAGAGGAGAAAAUAUGUGACAAUACUGCCUUUUCAGACUAAAGGUUCAGACACCUUAAUACUUCAGAAAUCUACUUUUAUUAUUUUUAUGAACUUUAUUUUGUUUUGACAUCAGUCAUGUACAAAUGUUUCUUUCUCUCUUCCUUUACUCAAUGAGCCUUACCUUAUAACAGAAAAAGAAAAAUAGUUGAGUAAAAACAACAGACACAUUGAUUAUAUCUGGGGUUUUCUAUGAUGUUCAGCUCCCAUUAUCUCCCAUUUAAAAGGAAAUAAUUUUCAUUUUUAAAAAAGUUUUGAAUUUGACAGAGGUAAAAUAAAAUGAGCAUUUUCAUAUAAAUUGUGGAAUAGAAGAGGAUUAUACAUGAAACUGUAAAUCUAUGUGGAGCUUGCUUUUCUUUUUAAGUAUAUAAUAAACAUGAUGUAACGUUCAAAGCUA
Molecule: messenger RNA, 6016 nt
Organism: Monodelphis domestica (gray short-tailed opossum)
Lineage: Eukaryota; Metazoa; Chordata; Mammalia; Didelphimorphia; Didelphidae
Source: RefSeq, a predicted model, not a curated record